AUGAAGGAUUCAUCACGGCUCAUGCCUAGUUCCAAUACACUACCGAACUCCUCUCGUCGUAACUCGGGCGUGACUCUAGAUUCAUCACGGCUCAUGCCUAAUUCCAAUACCCUACUGGACUCCUCUACCACAACUCACGCUCGACUCCGGUUCCGGUAUACUACUCGGACUCUCUCAUCAUAA
Messenger RNA from Dovyalis caffra, 183 nucleotides. NCBI's taxonomy places the organism in Eukaryota, Viridiplantae, Streptophyta, Magnoliopsida, Malpighiales, Salicaceae. The record is from the annotation of a GenBank genome assembly.